Molecule: messenger RNA, 669 nt
Organism: Drosophila mojavensis
Lineage: Eukaryota; Metazoa; Arthropoda; Insecta; Diptera; Drosophilidae
Exons: 2
Coding region: 160-393 (77 amino acids)
Source: RefSeq, a predicted model, not a curated record
AACAUCAAAUAUUAUGAAUAUUAAAAAAUAUUCAAGGGAAAUCAAACUCAAUAACAGAAAUAAAAAUAAUAUCAAAUACUCGAACAGAAAAACAUAGCUUCAAAAGACAAACAUCUAGAGAAUCUGAUAGAGUCAUCGAGUGAUACAAUAUUAAGGACCAUGAUGAAAAGCACUGAGAAUGUGCGACUAGCCGAGGAAGGGGAACUCCCGCCCGUUGCCGUGAAACUGAAUAUCUGGCACAAGAUACUUUUCUAUUUCGUGGGUCUCACUGCGGCCUUGACCAUUUGCCUGUUGAUCCGAUUAUCCAACAAGCUGGCUGCCGAUGCCCAACGAAAGGCGAUGGUGCACUUUAAAGAGAUCUCGAACCGCAUCGGCCACCGCUUCGACAAUUAACGCCGAUCAGUCUCGAUCAGACACCCAAAUAUUUAUAUUUGCUAAAAGUAACAAUUCGCCCACAUAGAACUCCUACUACUUAGGGUAAAAAAAAGUGAACAAGUGAUCCAUGUGCGAGCUAAACAAGCCGCAAUUACCAGAGUCGUGGACCUCCACGGAGCUAACCACAGAGUGAUGACUCAUUAUUCACGAAAUGUUCACGAAAACAUUUGCAUAAAUCAAGAUAAUCAACUUUGAGUACUCUUCUAAUAAAACGUUCGUUAAGAUUGCAGUGAA